AGCAAUGUCGGAGUCCGGAGUAUAAAUAUGUAUAUAUAUGUGAUGGGAUGUAUAAAGAUUAUGGAGAGUAUGUGGAUAGAAUAUGUAGUAUAUAUAAAGAAUACAUAGGAUAAAAUAGUGUACAGUAUGUUCAGCAAUAGUCUAAUAGGAUGGGCUUGACUAGAAUACAGUAUAUACAUAUGAAAUGGGUCAAAUCACAGUUUCUUAUGGAAAUACUUUUAAUUAUUCGGUGUACUAACUAGUAUAAAACAGAUCGAUAAUUGUGAACAUUCUCCAUAAUUCUCGCCCUAAUUAUUAAUUUACAACGUAUAUAGGACGGUACUCUUAUUUUGAAGGAUUCCAACGAUUCGUAACUCGGAAGUACAUAGUUAUUCUUGCCUGUUUAGUAGCGGUAUGGAUAUCUAAAGCAACACGGCUAGCUUAUCAAUUUAAAUUGUCUAAACAUGUCUCAAAUACGGUUGUUGAGGGUUUUUCUCAACGAGAGAUUAACAGCUGCUGCUGAGGAGAUAUUCGGGGUCGUUGAAAAAACGGUAGCAGAGUAUCAGGAGGAAGUUGUCCGUCUACAGAGGCUGCUCGACAUUGUUCUUCAACCUGAGAUUAACAUGCCCAGAGCAGACCUCCAGCAGCGUACUCUUUCUUUCUCCGAAGAGGAGGUUCCCCCUGAGCAACAGCAGUGUGAGCAGGAGUGGAGCCCCAGUCUGGGACAGGAGGACCCAGAGCCCAUACAGAUUAAAGAAGAGCAGGAGGACCUCCGGAGCCGUCAGGAGGAAGAGCAGAUUCAAGGGCUUGAGGCAGAUGCCAUAGAAUUCAUAUUCAAUCCUGUCUGUGUGAAAAGUGAUCGUGAUGAAGACCCAACUCAGCCCUCACAUCUCUAUCAAGACCAAAAGGAGGGAAACGGAGAGAGAGGAACUCUACCCAGUACUACAACUGAAAAUAUCAAAACAGAACCUGAUGGAGAGGACUAUCGGGAAUCAGAACCAACCAGUGUCUCUCAGCCUUUCUUUAGUGUAAAUCCAGACUGUUCUGCAGCUCAGAGUGAAAACAGUCAAAGUGUCAGUGGUAUGGAGACUGGAGGACCUCCUUCAGGUUUUAAGUCAGUCAAAUCAAAAAUAAAGAUGAUAAAAGGACAAAUGUCCCACAUCAAAACUAAGGGUAGGAAAUCUACACAGUUGUCCCUCCUGGAAUCACCCAGUCAAAGUCAUGCUACUCCUUGUUGUUGUAAGGUGUGUGGCAAGUCUUUUCAUCACAUGGGUACAUUAAUUAAACAUGUGCAAAUUCAUACAAAGGAUGAAGAAGGUAUUUGUGGUGUGUGUGGAAAAUGUUUUCAGUCUACAGAAAGUAUGCAAGAUCACUUCCAAACUCACAUUGUAGAUAGGUUUUGUUGUCAUGUUUGUGGUAAAGGUUUCACCUUAAACAGUAAUCUAAAAAGACACAUGAGGAGCCACACAAGAGAGAAACCAUAUGGAUGUCAUUAUUGUGGCCAAGGAUUCAGCACUGGCAGCACUCUGAAUAGACACAUUAGGAUCCACACAGGGGAGAAGCCAUUUUGCUGCCCUGAUUGUGGCAAAUCAUUCACUCAGAGUGGACAUCUAAAAAUACACAUGAGGACCCACACAGGGGAGAAACCACAUAGCUGCCCUGAUUGUGGCAAAGGAUUCAGCAUUGCCAGUAAUCUGUCAGUGCACAUGAAGAUCCACACAGGAGAGAAAAGACAAAAGGAUUCAGCACUGGCACCAAUCUGAAAGUGCACAUGAGAACUCAGAGGAGAGACCAUACUGAUGUUCCUCAUAGUAGAAAUGUAUUUCCCAAUUAGGUACAUUAAAUAACAGACACAUCAAGGAAGCACUUUAAAUGUGUGGAACUGGCAGUAUUUUUCUAAAUGAUAGAACUCUGAUAAAGUAACAUGAAGAACAAUCUCAAGAGGGAGAAAACAUGACAGUGUGCUGUUUGGGGAGAGGUCUGGAGACAGAAGAUUGAGAGGCACAUUGUACAGUGCCUUUAAAAAGUAUUCAUACCCCUUGACUUAUUCAACAUUUUGUUGUGUUAUAGCCUGAAUUUACAAUGACUUAAAUAAAUGUAAGAAUUCAUUAUGAGCUUAUAUGGUAUUAAAGUUAAGGGACAUCACCCUGGGUGAGGUGAACCUCAGUUGGGGAUAAAAAGGGAAAACACCAUCUUUUGAACUAAGUGUAUUACUUGCAAAUUACUGUAAGUGUAUACUCCAGGUUGCAAUCCAGCUUGCAAUCCUUAUUAAACAAACUAACCCCUGAUCAAGGAAGUUUCCCGUGGUCUCUUGUAUGAACAUAGGGCAGAAUUCCCUUGUGUUGAACAUAGGGCAGAAUUCCCUUGUGUUUCCAUCUGGUCACUCUCCCAUAAAGCCCAGAUUGGUGAGGUGCCAUAGAGACUGUUAUCCUUCUGGCAGGUUCUCCCAUCUCAGCCAAGGAACUCCGUAGUUCUGUUGGAGUGGUCAUUGGGUUCUUGUUCUCCUGCCUGAUCAAGGUCCUUCUUGCCCGGUUGCUCAGUUUGGUCGGACGGCCAGCUCUAGCCAAAGUCAGGGUAGUUCCAUAUUUUUGCAUUUUCCCAAUGAUUGAGACCACUGUGCUCAAUCAAACAUUCAACACACUAUAAAUUGUUUUAUACCCUUCCCCAGAUAUGUCUCAUCACAGUCCUGGAGCUCUACGGACAAUUCCUUGGACUUCAUGGUAUAGUUUCUGCUCUGACAUGUACUGUCAACUGUAGGACCUUAUAUAGACAGGUGUGUUUCUUUCUAAAUCAUCUCCACAAACAAUUGAAUUGGCCACAGGUGGACUCCAAUCAAGUUGUAGCAACAUCUCAAAGAUGAUCGAAGUAAAUUGGAUGCACUCGAGCUCAAUUUUGAAUGUCAUAGCAAAGAGGUGUGAAUACUUUUGUAAAUUAGUUAUGGGUGUUUCAUUUUCAGUAAAAAAAAAUGUUUUUCUAAAAACAUGUUUUCACUUUGUCGUAAGAGGGUAUUGUGUGUAGAUAGGUGAGAAUGAUUUAUUUAAUCAAAUUUGAAUUCAGGCUGUAACACAACACACUGGUAUAAGUCAAGGGGUAUGAAUACAGGCAUUGUAUAUUCCACUCUUAGGUGAAUAAAAUAUGACUGAAUUACAACUUCAACAUAAGAACAAUACAUCACCCGAAGCAGCCACCACUGUCUAACAGAGAGCAGUCUGGAUUUCUGAGCAACAGUAGUCCCUGGUCAUUAGUUAUAGGAUGACAGAAAGACAUUUGAAACUAUGUCCUCCAUCUCUACAUAAAAUAUGGUUUUGUCAUGGUUUUGAAAUUUGCCACAUUACAUCUGUUAUGAAGUUGUUAAAGGGCAAUUCCAUGGUAACUCUAUGCACAAGGACCACCUUUUAACAAUUUCCACAGAGGAUUUUACAAAAACACAUUUACAGAAAGAACUGUGCAGAUCCAAAUUGUGGUAACAGAAUAAAACUGAGUUUUAUACUGUAAUUCUGUUACCCAACUUAGCAUCUGCACAGUUUUUCCAGUAAAUGUGUUUUUAUUUCAUUUACUGUGUAAAUUGUUCAAAGUAGUCAUUGUGUAUAUAGUUGUAUGGUUUGUUAAACUUAGGAAAUCAAUGGUUUUGGUUUGGCACACAUUUUUAAAUGAAAAAAUCAGAAUCUCAGCGUAAUUCCGUUACCAUGGAAUUGCCCUAUAAAGUAGUUUUCGCAAUAUCAAUUACUUUGUAUAUCAGUUAGGAGCUGAAAUAAUCCUACCAUUAUUGUUACUUCUGAGCUUGAUGCUAAUAUCCACUCUGAGGGGAAAAUACAUUUUUAUUUUGUUUUCCAUGUUUUGAAAAGCAUUAAGAAAAUUGUUGUGCUAUGCUCAAGUGGACCCAUUCAUAUACUGUAAAUGAACCUUCUGAAACGUGUUUUUUUAAUAUUCUAGGGAUUGUACAUUUUAUCUGCCUUUAUAUAAAAGAAUAAAUGUUGAU
Molecule: messenger RNA, 3958 nt
Organism: Oncorhynchus gorbuscha (pink salmon)
Lineage: Eukaryota; Metazoa; Chordata; Actinopteri; Salmoniformes; Salmonidae
Product: zinc finger protein 3 homolog
Exons: 2
Coding region: 444-1742 (432 amino acids)
Biological process (GO): central nervous system development; regulation of transcription by RNA polymerase II
Cellular component (GO): nucleus
Molecular function (GO): RNA polymerase II cis-regulatory region sequence-specific DNA binding; DNA-binding transcription factor activity, RNA polymerase II-specific
Source: RefSeq, a predicted model, not a curated record